Messenger RNA from Saccostrea cuccullata (small rock oyster), 758 nucleotides. RefSeq lists its product as uncharacterized. The transcript is spliced from 2 exons. Lineage: Eukaryota; Metazoa; Mollusca; Bivalvia; Ostreida; Ostreidae. Bases 8 to 589 code for a protein of 193 amino acids. The record is from RefSeq and is a predicted model, not a curated record.
UGUUAAGAUGGCUUGGGUUACAUUCAACAGUCCUCUUUGGAAAAGAGAAAUUGUCCAAGACAAAGUAAAACCCUUUCCUUCGAUGAAAAAGAGAAGAAAAAUGGAAUCAGGAUUUAUAAACGACGGAAUCAACACAAAAUUCACUACCAACCGCAGAAAGCCUAUCAUACCACCCUACAACGCCAUGCAGGACCGCUAUGCGCAGGCGUACUUCCAGUCUCCAUUCGUAAAGGCCAUGAUGGAGAGGAAUUCGCAUCUUAAGGAAUUGCAACAAAGCCAGGAAAAUGCUAGGAACUUAAACAAGUUGAGCCACAGGUAUCGCUGUAAACGUACUCCAACAGUGGAGGAAAUUCGGGCUAGAGAGCAGACGUUUGUCAAUGACGCCAUUAUUACGGAAAGAAAACGCACAAAAUACAAGGACAUCAUCCCCGUGUACAACGCGUCACAUGAUCGCCAUUGCCUGGGAUACUUCAAAAGACCGGAUGUGAAACAUCUGAUUAGCAUAACUUGUACGCCAACUGGUUCGUUCAGUUUUGACAGUAAAUUUAAGAAUCCCAGACGACCGAAACUUAGGGCUUCUGUUCCUUGAAUGAACUGUGACCUGAUAGUAUAUAAUACAGAUCUUACCUUUCUGUGAUAAAUAUUUUGGUUGUGAUGUUAGUGUCAAAAAUAAUAUUUCUGUGUACAGGGAAGACUUUCACCCCAGUUUCCUUUUCGUUUUAAACGAGCAAAUAAAAACGAGGCAAAUUUAAAGAAAA